AUGGCCGCACUCGCCAGCGCAUCCGCAGUGUCCCUCGGGGCGCUCCCCCGCGCGUCCGCGCUCUCCCGCCAGCAGCGCCGCGCCGUUCCCGCUCGCGGCCGCCGCGUCGUCACCCGCGCCGCCGUUGAGACCGCCGAGAAGGAUCCCCUCGAGGACCUCAAGGUGGGCGCCGCCAAGCUCGUCAUCUCCCUCCUCCCCAACGAGGGCGGACUCCGAUGGGUCGGCGGCCUCCUCCCGUCCAAGUUCAAGUCCACCUUCGACGGCCUCGUCACCUCGUACAAGAAGCAGAUGCUGCUCGCCCUCAAGGGCGACGAGGAGCGCGCCGGACGCGCGCUCACCUCCAUCUUCAAGGACAUGCUCACCGCGUACUCCGGACAGAUCAUCGGCACACCGUUCGAGUUCCCGUCCCAUCACCUCGCCAUCCGAGAACCCUUCGACUACUACCAGAUGGCGAACGCGUACAUCGGCUCGCUCAUCGAGUUCGACCGCUCCAUCCUCCGCUACCCCGAGCGCUGGACGAAGGUACAGGAGCAGCUCGCCGCGGGCGACAACGUCAUCAUGCUCGGCAACCACCAGUCCGAGGGGGACGCCGCGUUCAUCCCGCUGCUCACCGAGGUGUCGCACCCGGGCCUCGGCGAGCAAGUCACCUACGUCGCGGGCGACCGAGUGGUGACCGACCUGCUGUGCAAGCCCUUCUCCAUGGGCAAGAACCUGCUCUGCGUGCACUCCAAGAAACACAUGGACGACGACCCGUCGCUCAAGUCGGCGAAGAUGAAGCAGAACCUCAACACCGUGAAGGAGAUGCAGCGGUUGCUCAAGAAGGGCGGGUUGCUCAUCUGGAUCGCGCCCGCGGGCGGCCGCGACAGGCGCGCGCCGGACGGCACCAUCACCCCCGACAACUGGGACCCGGCCGCGGUGGAGAUGAUGCGCAAGCUCGGAACCAAGAAGGGCGCCGCGAAGACGCACUACUACCCCCUCGCGAUGGCCACCUACGACAUCAUGCCCCCGCCCGCGACCAAGGAGAAGUCCAUCGGCGAGGAACGCGUGGUUAACUUCACCGGCGCCGGUCUCUCCCUCGGCGAGGAGAUCGACGUCGACCCGGCGACGGGCGAGUGGGCGAAGGGCCUCGGCGAGGACGCCGACAAGGCGGAGGCGCUCACCAAGUACGUCCUGGCGAAGGUCGUGGACGAGUACAGGGCCAUCGAGGCGUGUAACGUUCCGGGGGGCGGUCCGGUGGCUUUGCCGGAGGGCGCCGUUCGGCCGACGAGGCCGCCGUCGGUGCCCGUGUUCUGACGAUCGCGCCCGAACGGAACGCUCACGAGCGUGAAGGGUUGGGUGGACGUGUCGAGCCGAUUGUUUUUAGCCGCAGCGAAUGGAGGGAAGGGCGUGUUCUUUUAUGUUUCAAUUAAAAUCGUGCCUUU
Messenger RNA from Micromonas commoda, 1421 nucleotides. RefSeq lists its product with no specific name. Lineage: Eukaryota; Viridiplantae; Chlorophyta; Mamiellophyceae; Mamiellales; Mamiellaceae. Bases 1 to 1293 code for a protein of 430 amino acids. The record is from RefSeq and is a predicted model, not a curated record. Gene Ontology annotation, biological process: glycerophospholipid metabolic process. The transcript has 2 exons. Gene Ontology annotation, molecular function: glycerol-3-phosphate O-acyltransferase activity.